This is a messenger RNA of Marmota monax (woodchuck), 2294 nucleotides long. RefSeq names its product LETM1 domain containing 1 (gene Letmd1). The coding region runs from base 37 to 1119 and encodes 360 amino acids. The transcript is spliced from 9 exons. Gene Ontology annotation, molecular function: ribosome binding. Lineage: Eukaryota; Metazoa; Chordata; Mammalia; Rodentia; Sciuridae. Gene Ontology annotation, cellular component: mitochondrial inner membrane. The record is from RefSeq and is a predicted model, not a curated record. Gene Ontology annotation, biological process: intracellular monoatomic cation homeostasis.
CGACCUCCUCUCUUUCCCCCCUCCCUCGCUGUGAAAAUGGCGCUGUCCAGGGUGUGCUGGGCACGGACUGCGCUUUGGGGUUCGGUCGUCACCCCUGGACCCUUUGUCACUCGGAGACUGCAACUUGGUCGCUCUGGCUUUGCUUGGGGAGCCCCUUGGUCGUCAAAGCUUCACCUUUCUCCAAAGGCAGAUGUGAAGAGUUUGAUCUCUUAUGUUGUGACCAAGACAAAAGCGAUUAAUGGGAAAUACCAUCGUUUCUUGAAUCGUCAUUUCCCCCGCUUCUAUAUCCUGUACACAAUCUUCAUGAAAGGAUUACAGAUGUUAUGGGCUGAUGCCAAAAAGGCUAGAAGAAUAAAGACAAAUAUGUGGAAGCACAAUAUAAAGUUUCAUCAACUUUCAUACCGGGAGAUGGAACAUUUGAGACAGUUCCGCCGAGACAUCGCCAAGUGUCUUUUCCUAGGUAUCAUUUCCAUUCCACCCUUUGCCAACUACCUGGUCUUCUUGCUAAUGUACCUAUUUCCAAGGCAACUACUGAUUAAACAUUUCUGGACCCCAAAACAACAAACUGAUUUCUUAGAUAUCUAUCAUGGUCUCCGGAAGCAGUCCCACUCAGAAAUCCUUAGUAAUUUAGAGAGGGUCAUUCCUCUCAUUUCUGAUCCAGGACUUCGGUGGCAUCUGACAGACCUGUGCACCAAGAUACAGAAUGGUACCCACCCAGCCGUACAUGAAAUCCUGGCUCUCAGAGAAUGUUUCUGUAACCAUCCUCUGGGCAUGAACCAGCUCCAGACUUUGCAGAUGAAAGCCUUGAGCCGGGCCAUGCUUCUCACACCUCACCUGCCUCCUCCCUUUUUGAGGCAUCGUUUGAAGACUCAUACCACUGUUAUUCACCAGCUGGACAGGGCUUUGGCAAAGCUGGGGAUAGGCCAGCUGACUGCUCAGGAAGUAAAAUCGGCUUGUUAUCUUCGUGGCCUGAAUUCUACCCAUAUUGCAGAAGACAGGUGUCGAACUUGGCUGGGAGAAUGGCUACAAAUUUCCUGCAGCUUGAAAGAAGCUGAGCUGUCCCUCUUGCUGCACAACGUGGUCCUGCUUUCCACCAACUACCUUGGGACAAGGCGCUGAGAGAACUGUGGAGUGGAUGGCAUUGUCCUGCAGUCGCGUAGCAUAGCAGUGUGGGACCAAACAGCACUUGUCAGCAGAGUCUGUGAACUUCUCAGGUGUGUGGGAGGCAGAGGAGUGGGUGCAAUGGGCUUCACAGCACACUACCCAUGAGGGAACUGCAGUCAUUCCCCUUACAGCUUGAACUAAAACAAACCCUCUUUUCAGGGAUGGCCCAUGUGAAGUGUCCUCCCAUCUUCACAGUAAGCUGGAGCUGGCAGCAACCUCUUAACUAGUCUUUUCCUGUGUGUGUUAUGGUCAGGUCCUAUAAAGUCAGUUAUUGCCCCCGGUGGGAAUCAUUUGGCCUAAGAUUCAUCAACUGCCAUGUUCUCUACAGUUAUAUUCUAAAGAAUUUCUGAUUGGCACUUGGUAUGGUGGCAUGCGCCUCCCCGUGGCUUGGGAGGCUGAGGCAGGAGGAUCACAAGUUCAAGGCCAGCCUCAACAAGUUAGCAAGAACUUGUCUCAAAAAAUAAAAAGGGAUGGGAAUUUGGCUCAGUGGGUAAAUGCCCCUGGGUUCAAUCCCUGGUACCAAAAAAAAAAAGAGAGAGAGAAAAAAAAAAAUUUCUGGCUGGCAAGAACAACACUGCUUAAUCUGGAGCAUUUACAUAAAUGUACAUCCUUCAAUGUGCUCUUCCAUCCUGAUAUGACCAAAAGAGGGAUUUUUGUUUUUAUUUUUCACUGGCAUGAGCUAACCACUUCCUUUCCUUUUAGAAUCCUUUGAAUACCUUAAAAAAUUUUUUUUUCAAGUAUUAACUUAUGGGAACAUUGUAAAGGAAAAGAUAAAAAGGAAGUACCAUCUAAUCCCUUCCCUAGUGUUUACAGCCUUCAUCCCCCAUUGUCUUAAUUUCUGGGCUGUCAUACAGCCCAUAAAGAUCUUAAAUUCUUUGCUACCUCCACUGUGUUGCAGCAAUCCAACUGUAACCAACAGUGGCUGCCUUCUUUGGGCCAUGGGUCAAAACCCAUAAGGUACUAAUUACUGCCCAGCCCUGGGAGACCAGGAAGAUCUGCAUCGAGAUAGUAAGUUGGGUUUAGCUUUUGUGUGUACAUUCUUGACCUGUAGUUCUGUAAUAACUUAUUGUAAAUGCAUGGAGCACUGUUUUAAACCCAAGUAAAGACUGCCUGAAAUCAGUUGAUGGAAA